AUGCUCGUAGUGGCGCAGUCACCACCUCCUCGCAGGGUGUGGCAGCUUCGGCUGUUAAAGUACCAAACGUUCAGAAAGAGAUCCAAAUCGGCGAAACGCGCACACUUUUCUAAACCGCCCCUUCAUUCCCGGAACUGGAAAUGGAGUUUCAUCACAGUGUUUGGUAAUCUGGCCAUGAUUGUUUCCACUUCCUAUUUCAAGCAACUUCACACUCCGACCAACUUCCUGAUCCUCUCCAUGGCAGUCACUGACUUCCUGCUGGGCCUCACCAUGAUGCCAUACAGUAUGGUCAGAUCAGUGGAGAAUUGUUGGUAUUUUGGCCUUGCAUUUUGCAAGAUCCAUUAUAGUUUUGACUUGAUGCUUAGCCUAACAUCCAUUUUCCAUCUUUACUCAAUAGCCAUUGAUAGAUUUUAUGCUAUCUGUUACCCUUUAAGAUAUUCCACCAAAAUGACCAUUCCAGUUAUUAGAGGGUUGGUACUUCUGUGCUGGUCAGUUCCUGGAGUCUUUGCAUAUGGGGUGGUUUUCUCGGGAGCCUACGCUGAUGGGAUAGAGGGCUAUGAUGCCUAACUUGCUUGUUCCAGCUCCUGCCCGGUGAUGUUCAACAAGCUCUGGGGGACAACCUUGUUUAUGGCAGGCUUCUUCACUCCUGCGUCUGUGAUGGUGGCGAUUUACAGUAAAAUUUUUGCUGUAUCCAGAAAGCAUGCUGUUGCAAUUAAUAACUUGUCAGAAAAUCGAAAUAGUCAAAUGAGGAAAGACAAAAAAGCAGCCAAAACUUUAGGAAUAGUGAUGGGUGUCUUUUUAUUAUGUUGGUUUCCCUGUUUUUUGAUUUUACUGGAUCCCUUUUUGAACUUCUCUACUCCUGCAGUGUUAUUUGAUGCCUUGACAUGGUUUGCCUAUUUUAAUUCCGCAUGUGAUCCCUUAAUAUAUGGUUUCUUUUAUCCCUGGUUUCGCAGAGCACUUAUGUGCAUUUUGCUAGGUAAAAUUUUGAGCUCACAUUUCCAGAAUACCAAUUUGUUCACUCAGAAAGAAACUGGAUAG
Molecule: messenger RNA, 1038 nt
Organism: Ochotona princeps (American pika)
Lineage: Eukaryota; Metazoa; Chordata; Mammalia; Lagomorpha; Ochotonidae
Product: trace amine-associated receptor 2
Biological process (GO): G protein-coupled receptor signaling pathway
Cellular component (GO): membrane
Molecular function (GO): trace-amine receptor activity
Source: RefSeq, a predicted model, not a curated record